GGGAGACUGUGGCAAGGAGACAGGAAUAGGAACUUUAAGUUGACUUUUUUAAAAAUAUAUUUGUAGUUGUAGAUGGACAUGAUACCUUUGUUUUAUUUAUUUUAUGUGGUGCUGAGGAUCGAACCAGUGCCUUACACAUGCUAGGCAAGCGCUCUGCCACUGAGCUACAACCCUAGUCCCAUGAAGUUGACUUCCUGACUUGUGGUCUGUGUGAAAUCCUUGGGUUACCAACCUUCACCUGGUCAGUGCCAUGGGAGCUGGUCCCUAAGUAUGUUUGGUGAAAACACUCCAUUCAUCACCUUGGGUGACUGACUGGCAGAAACUGACCUAGGCUCAGUCUCUUAACAGCAGGCACUACUAGCUUGCUGGGGAAUAAAGGCCACAUUAUGGGCUCAAGGGUUCGUGACUUGCUGGACCCCUGGUUCAGCCCAUUCAUAGUCCUGAAGCCUUAGUGUUGGCUUAAGGUGAGGCAGCUAGUUGUAAUGCUGUGGAGAUUGCUGGUUAGCAGAGGCUGCCCAAACCUCGAGCUCUCUUUCCUUAGAGGUUACUAGUGGCAUGGAUACCACUAUGGACUGGCUACAGCACUACAUCAGUAUAUUACCCACCAGAGUCCCUUGAGAUGGGUGUUAACCUAUCCUCAUUUUACAGGUAGGAAACUGGUGUAGAGAUAAGUACCUUGCCCAAGGACUUCCCCCCAGAGUAAAUAAGACUACCUCAAGGACUGCUAACGCAGAAAACUGCCUUCUAACAGGGAAGUCAGCACAUGGCAGCCAAAUUGUCAGACUUUUUAAAGGUUCCCCCCCUUAAUAUAAAAGAUGUACUUAUGGGGGGGGGGUGAUUGCAGUAGAAAAUAAUCCUACCACCAGAAUUCUAUACAUUUACUGCCAUUUGAAGCCAGAAGCAGUGUGGUGAAGACUAAAAGUGACCUGACAACAUUGAGGCUGGUGGGGCGGGGAAGGGAGCGUGUUCUAAGUUUCUCAGUAUUUGCCCUGACUUGUUGAAUUUUUGCUCUUGUGCCCUCUCAUGUGGCUAGGAUUGGGUAGUUUUUCAUGAGCUCUCUAGCUCUCCUUCAGAACCCCCUCAUCCAUCUGACCAACAGUAGCUUCAUUCUUUUAUACUCCAUCUUCUAUGCCUUUACCAUCAACAGCCCCUGCCCUGUCCUGAAGUCAGCUGUUAACCCCCUCCCAUCCAUUCCAUGUUUUGCUCCAUUAAUCUUUGAAGGAUCAUAAUUAGAAAUCUGAGCCUCUUUGUUUUGCUAUCCAGGGAAUGCCCAUAGUACCUACUUGCCAGGCUAGCUGUGACAACUAGAGAUAAUGAAUACAAUACACUUAGCAGGCACUGCCUCACUACACUAGGGUGUAAUUGUAUUGCUACUCUGCUUCAGGACCUUGCUGGUGCCCCAUACGUAGGAUAAUCAAGUGGGCAUGCUUACUUAAUCUAGUUUCACAAUUCAGAUUGGGACAGGCUGGCUACUGACAUUCACUGCACUCCAGGAUCUGUCUCUAAUAUGCAGGGACAGCCUGGUGCCAUUGAGCACACUUUUGGCUCCAGGCAAGGACGCUACUUGCUGUUUCCCUGCUCCUCUCUGCCCUCCAGCUCACCUUUCAAAAUGUGUACAGGUCAUACUAGGGAUCCAGAGGCACCAAUUAGUCAUUAGCCCUUACCCAGAGUGCCCCAGUUAUCCCACUGCUUCAGACUUACAGGAGAGGUUCCAUUUCCAGACAUUUCAGCAUUACGUAGUGGAUAAACACUGAAGUCCCCAGGUAUUGCUAAACCCAAGGGUCACCAUGGAGACGUUGGCCAGUGCCUGACAGCCUUGCCUUUCUUUCCUUGAGUGGCCGGGACCUGACUAACUGAGGGACUUGAGGGCGGCUAAGUGGGUAAGCUCACUGAAGACUGCUUCCAUCUAGAAAGCCAGGCUCCUUCAUGUCCGGACACGAAAGUGCUUCAGGCCCCUCUGCCUCCAGACCCUCUGUUGGAGGAGGGGCUUCGCUAGGCCAGAGUUGUGCGGGUCUUCGAUCCAGCUCCCUGAGGGCACGCGCUGUGGGAUGGGACUGCGACCUGGCUCCUUUCCGCCUUCGGGGUUUUUACAGGCUUUGGUCCCUCAGCCCGGGGGACUGGGGAGGCUCUGGCUCAGGCGCCCUCUCCGGGUCGGGGUCGCGUGCACCCUCCCCAGCCUGCUACCCGCAGGGGCACUCUCCCCUGUCCCCGCCCCUGGCGUGGGCCCGCCCUCGCGCCUGUGUCACGGCGGGCCGGGGGCGGAGAGCGGCCGGGCGGGACAUCCGGCCCUGGUCCCUUGCUGCGCCCGCCCGCCGCCUGCUCCGGUGCCUCAGCCGGGGAGCCGGCACCCUGGUGGGCCGGGGCCGCCCGCCAGCUCUUCCCUUUCCCGGCCUUCGGGUCUCUGGGGCCCAAACCUUCCUCUUGCCCCCAACCCGAGCUCGCCUCCCCGGCAGCGCUCGGAUGGGCCCAGCCUUCGCAGGCCCCCACACCGGGAGCACCAUGUUCCCCCGCCCACUGACCCCGCUGGCGGCCCCAAAUGGCGCCGAGCCCCUGGGCCGGGCGCUGAGGCGGGCCCCCUUGGGCAGAGCCCGGACCGGGUUGGGGGGACCGCCCCUGCUGCUGCCGUCCAUGCUGAUGUUUGGCGUGAUCGUGGCCUCCAGUGGGCUGCUGCUCAUGAUCGAGCGGGGUAUCUUGGUGGAGAUGAAGCCCCUUCCCCUGCACCCUCCCAGCCGCGAGGGCGCGGCCUGGCGCGGGACAGUCCCAAAGUCUGGAGGGCUGUCCCUGGAUUCUGGGGACUCGGACUUGCAAGUUCGGCAGGACGUCCGGAACCGGACCUUACGGGCAGUGUGUGGACAACCUGGCAUGCCCCGGGACCCCUGGGACUUGCCGGUGGGGCAGCGGCGCACCCUGCUGCGUCACAUUCUCGUAAGUGACCGCUACCGGUUCCUUUACUGCUACGUCCCUAAAGUGGCCUGCUCUAACUGGAAGCGGGUGCUGAAAGUGCUGGCAGGUGUCCUGGACAGCGUGGAUGUCCGCCUCAAGAUGGACCACCACAGUGACCUGGUGUUCCUGGCAGAUUUGCGACCUGAGGAGAUUCGAUACCGCCUUCAGCACUAUUUCAAGUUCCUAUUUGUGCGGGACCCCUUGGAACGCCUCCUCUCUGCAUACCGCAACAAGUUUGGCGAGAUCCGAGAGUACCAGCAACGCUAUGGAGCCGAGAUCGUGAAGCGGUACAGGGCUGGAGCUGGACCCAGCCCAGCAGGUGAUGAUGUCACCUUCCCGGAGUUCCUGAGAUACCUGGUGGAUGAGGAUCCUGAGCGUAUGAAUGAGCAUUGGAUGCCUGUGUACCACCUAUGCCAACCUUGUGCAGUGCGCUACGACUUUGUGGGCUCCUAUGAGAGGCUGGAGGCCGAUGCCAACCAGGUGCUGGAGAGGGUCCGGGCCCCACCCCAUGUCCGAUUCCCAGCUCGCCAGGCCUGGUACCGGCCUGCCAGCCCUGAAAGCCUGCACUAUCACCUGUGCAGUGCCCCAUGGUCCCUGCUGCAGGACGUGCUACCUAAGUAUAUCUUGGAUUUCUCUCUCUUUGCCUACCCACUGCCUAAUGUCACCAGGGAAGCUUGUCACCAAUGACAUUGGAUGCAGGGCCAGCAGCUUCUGGGGGCUGGUAUUGACAAUUCCAGCUUCUUGUGCUUCUGCUUGCCUUUCAGAAAAACCUUGACUCUGGGGCUUGGGGCUUCUCUAGAUAUGUGGACGUCAGGGGCUGCUCUCAGGAGUUCUUUGCCUAGAGUGGGUGCCUAGAGUGGCUCAGAAGGCAGAUUUUGACAGGAAGCCUGCUGCUUCCCAGCGGGGGAACUCUUGGAGGCCAGAAUGAUCCUUACUCUGGCAGAGCCAGACACCAGUUUCCUCAUGAAGAAAUACAUCUGAUCUAAAUACCGGCCCCAGGCCUCCAGGAAUUGUACAGUUCCUGGUCCACCUUAAUUUUACCUGUGGCCAACCCCAGAUAUGACACCAGCAAGGAGCAUGAUCACAGCCAGAGUCCCUGUGGCUCUGACCCCACACUUGUCCAUCCCAUGUGCCUCAGGACUAAAGAGAGGACUUGUGCCUUAUAAAUGGCUUUUGUGCCUUUUUGCUCCAAACCCAGAAGUUCCUACACCUGCUAGAUUUCUUUUCAUUUUUCCACAGAAAGGAAAACUGAAGCAGAGCCUUGCCUCCUAGUUCCAAAACCAGGCCCUGGAGGCAUCCAAAGACCCCUGUGAUAAGCCUCUUCCAAGGGCCCUGGGAACCUCCUCUGUAAUCCUCCCCUCCCUGCAAGGCUUUUGGAGUUGUGACUGUGGCUAGUAUGUCUGGCUGCCACAUUUCUAGUGAAUUUAUUUAAAAUUUGUACUUUUUGAUAGAAUUUUUGUAAGUACCCCCAUAGCUGAAUUUUAAUAAAGCUGUUUUGUAUACAAAGUGA
Ictidomys tridecemlineatus (thirteen-lined ground squirrel) is the source of this 4453-nucleotide messenger RNA. It is a transcript of the gene Chst14, whose product is annotated as carbohydrate sulfotransferase 14. The record is from RefSeq and is a predicted model, not a curated record. Gene Ontology annotation, cellular component: membrane. NCBI's taxonomy places the organism in Eukaryota, Metazoa, Chordata, Mammalia, Rodentia, Sciuridae. Gene Ontology annotation, biological process: dermatan sulfate proteoglycan metabolic process; carbohydrate biosynthetic process. Gene Ontology annotation, molecular function: sulfotransferase activity.